This is a messenger RNA of Closterium sp. NIES-65, 2250 nucleotides long. Lineage: Eukaryota; Viridiplantae; Streptophyta; Zygnematophyceae; Desmidiales; Closteriaceae. The record is from the annotation of a GenBank genome assembly.
AUGAAGGGGAGCAGAGGAGUAACAGCAUGGACAUGCAUGGGAUGCACGGGGAACCACAGCAGGGAAGGGAAGGGAGGAACCACAGCAGGGAGGGGAGGAGGGGAACCACAGCAGGGAAGGGAGGAGAGGAACCACAGCAGGAAGGGGAGCAGGGGAACCACAGCAGCGAAGGGAAGAGAGGAACCACAGCAGGGAGGGGAGCAGGGGAACCACAGCAGGGAGGGGAGGAGAGGAACCACAGCAGGGAGGGGAGCAGGGAAACCACAGCAGAGAAGGGAGGAGAGGAACCACAGCAGGGAGGGGAGGAGGGGAACCACAGCAGGGAAGGGAGGAGAGGAACCACAGCAGGGAGGGGAGCAGGGAAACCACAGCAGGGAAGGGAGGAGAGGAACCACAGCAGGGAGGGGAGCAGGGGAAUCACAGCAGGGAAGGAGAGAAGGGAACCACAGCAGGGAGGGGAGCAGGGGAAUUACAGCAGGGAAGGGAGGAGAGGAACCACAGCAGGGAGGGGAGCAGGGAAACCACAGCAGGGAAGGGAGGAGAGGAACCACAGCAGGGAGGGGAGGAGAGGAACCAUGGCAGGGAGGGGAGCAGGGGAACCACAGCAGGGAAGGGAGGAGAGGAACCACAGCAAGGAGGGGAGCAGGGAAACCACAGCAGAGAAGGGAGGAGAGGAACCACAACAGGGAGGGGAGCAGGGGAACCACAGCAGGGAAGGGAGGAGAGGAACCGCAGCAGGGAGGGGAGCAGGGGAACCACAGUAGGGAGGGGAGCAGGGGAACCACAGCAGGGAGGGGAGCAGGGGAAUUACAGCAGGGAAGGGAGGAGAGGAACCACAGCAGGGAGGGGAGCAGGGGAACCACAGCAGGGAAGGGAGGAGAGGAACCGCAGCAGGGAGGGGAGCAGGGGAACCACAGCGGGAGGGGAGCAGGGGAACCACAGCAGGGAGGGGAGCAGGGGAAUUACAGCAGGGAAGGGAGGAGAGGAACCACAGCAGGGAGGGGAGCAGGGGAACCACAGCAGGGAAGGGAGGAGAGGAACCACAGCAGGGAGGGGAGCAGGGGAACCGCAGCAGGGAAGGGAGGAGAGGUGCGCCGGAGUAACAGCAGGGAGGGGAGCACAUCGCUCUACAUUUUUCCCGGUCGCCUUCCUCUCUCGCGCUUCGCCUAUCCCUCUCCUGCCGCCUUCCUUUCGCCCGUCGCCCUCCUCUCUCCCGUCGCCCUCCUCUCUCCCGUCGCCCUCCUCUCUCCCGUCGCUUAUCCUAUCUCCCGCCGCCUUCGCUCUCCCAUCGCCUUCCGCGCUCUCUCUCCCGUCGCCUUCCACGCUCUCUUUCUCGUCGCCUUCGCGCUCUCACUCCCGUCGCCUUCGCGCUCUCACUCCGGUCGCCUCCGCGCUCUCUUUCGCGUUUCCUCCGCACUCUCUCUCCCGUCGCCUCCGCGCUCUCUCCCUUCCCCGCCCGUCUUUCUUCCUCUAUCCGCUCCCCUCUUGUCCCUAUUAUCUAGCCUUCGCCCUGUCUCUCUACCCUUCCCCCCCCGUCUCCCUUGCUCUCUCCCCUCCCUCUCGUCGCCUUCGCAGUUUCCACUUCCCUUCCCCCUCGUCACCCUCUCUCUAAACCCUCCCUUCCUAUCGACCUCCUUUUCUCCCCUCCCCUCCCGUCACCCUCGAUGCAGUCGUCGUCUUGGCGCUCUCCCUAUUGUCGCAUGUCUCCUCUCCCUUCCAUCGCAUGCGCGCUCUCCCUCUUGUCCCCUUCGUCCUCUCUCUCCCGACGCCAACGCGCUCUCCCUGUUGUUGCCUUCGCCUUCUCCCACCCGUCGCCUUCGCGCUCUCACGUCCCGUCGCCUGCGCGCUCUCCCGCGCGUCGGCAUUGCGCUCACGUUCCUCCUCUCCCCUCCCAUCUCGUCAGGGAGAAGACGCAUCAUGCUUUAUAUCACACUCUCCCUCACGCUUCACCCCACGCUCUCCCGCAUGCUUCACAUCACGCCCUCCCUCACGCUCUCCCUCACGCUGCGCAUCACGCUCUCCCUCGUGCCUGCACUCCUGCCUGCCCUCCUGCCUGCCCUCAAGCUCUCUCUCACGCCUGCCCUCACGCUCUCCCUCACGCUCGUCCACACGCUUAUGCCCUUUCUCCUUGUCGUCUACAUCUUCUGCACGUCAUGUAGCACCAGUCGCGUCUUGUUGUCCUUUUCUCUUAUUCUUGGUGAUGUUACUUACAACAUGCAUAAACUUCCGUCCGCCCCUCCGCCUGCGUGA